AUGAGCAAGUUUGGUAGCCACCCCACCGCGGAGACUGAAUCGGUUCCUGAUCAAUUCUUGGACGAAGAUACCCUCAGCGAUGACUUGUACCAGCACACCAACAACGACCUGGAAGACAACUGCAGUGUGCACAGCAGUACAGGUCGAACGACAAAGUCCGGCUCGGAGGAAGACGAUGAUGGAAAGCUGCAGUUUGCCAAGAGAGAAACACAGGCAGUGCUCCGGCUCAGGCUGCUCGUCUUUGACUUUUUGAUUGUGGCCACCAUUGCCGUGAGUCUCAUCACCUACUUUACUUCUACCAGCGCUGAGAUGGCCGAGUACAACUCGCAGUAUGAUGCAGCCGCUGAGAAGGUGAUGGACGCCUUUAUGGACAUUGCCGUCUCCAAGCUGGCCGCCGUGUCCGGAUUGGCCGUGACAAUGGCGGCUCAUGCGGAAGAGACUCAAAGCCUUUUCCCCUUUGUGACUCUCUCGCGGUUUCAAGAACGAGCGGCAACCUACUUGGAUCAGUCGGGCGCCUUGUACAUUCAUGUCAGCCCUCUGGUGGUCAAGGAGCAGCGCAAGGACUGGGAGCUGUACGUGACGGGCAAUGAGUCUCUAUGGAUUGAGGAGGGUCUCCAGUACCAAGACAACAUUGGUUUGCUCAACUUUACAGACAUGCCUGAUAAGCACGAAGAGCACGAUCACAUCGCAGAGCGUUGGCCUAUUUGGUUCCACAACCUCAAGGGUUUGGCCGUAACAGACAAGGGGCAAGGACCCUACCUGCCCACCUGGCAAACCACCCCCAUCGUCUACAAUGGUCAGGAGGUGAACGAGAACAUUCUCAAGUCUCGUCGUGCUUAUAUCGGAGCCAAUCUAUCCCUCUCGAGUCGCUCUGUUGUUGUCGACAAGUUCUUGAUGGCGCCACCAGGAAGCAUGAAUUCGACUGGCAACCAGGACACCGAAUGGUUUUCUCUAUUGCUUGGGAUCAAACAACAGCAGCAAGUCUACUAUCCAGGCGACCCUCUUAGCCAGGUCUUUGUCCCUGUCUUUGAUACGCUGGAUAAGGAAUCCCAAAAGGCCGUAGGAGUGCAAACGGUAUGGAUUAGGUGGUUGGACUACUUCAAGGGAAUCCUCCCCGAAAAGAAGGUUGGAAUCUACGUUGUUCUCAGUGACUCCUGUGGGGGUAACUUUACCUACAUUAUCAAUGGAAAGGACGUUGUGGCCGCGGGUGAAGGUGAUCAACACCAGAGACGUUACGAUGAUAUGGUGAGGACGACGUCGCUGGAAUCCGUCACAAGCAUCGAUGAUGGAACCGAACAAGGUCUGCCCAUCAUGCAGGGUCACUGCAACGUCAACGUGCAGGUGUACCCGUCCAAUGAGUUCCAUUCCAUCUACAACACCAACAUCCCGGCCUUUAUGACAGCCGCUGUGGUACUCAUCUUUGUAUGCACCGCCUUGCUCUUCAUCAUGUAUGAUCGAUUGGUCGAGAGGAGACAACGACUUGUCAUGGCCAACGCCGAGCAGACGAACGCCAUUGUGUCAUCCCUCUUCCCCAAGCAAGUCCGAGAUCGACUCAUGCAGCAGGCGGCUCCUGUUAAGGACGCCAAUGGGCGCAGCAGUUCCUUCAUGGCUCCGAACCGCCGUUUGAAGGGAUACUUGAAUGGCGUGGAGGACGAUGACAUGUGCUUGGCCCCAAUCGCCGAUCUGUUCCCGCACUGCACUGUUCUAUUUGCGGAUAUUUCUGGCUUUACAGCCUGGAGUUCCACUCGUGAUCCGGCACAAGUGUUCAUCCUACUUCAGACUGUUUAUCAGGCCUUUGAUCGAAUUGCCAAGAGGAGAAAGGUCUUCAAGGUCGAAACAAUCGGCGACAGCUAUGUAGCGGUAACCGGUCUUCCAGAGCCUCAAGAGAUGCAUGCUGUGAUAAUGUCUCGUUUUGCUGCUGAAUGUCGCAUCAAGAUGAACCAGCUGGUGAACCAGCUAGAGACAAGCUUAGGGCCAGACACUGCAGACCUUUCCAUGAGAUUUGGGCUUCACUCAGGGCCUGUGACAGCCGGGGUGCUCCGAGGUGAACGUGCUAGGUUCCAGUUAUUUGGGGAUACAGUCAACACCGCUGCAAGAAUGGAAAGUACUGGCGAACGAGACAUGAUUCAGAUAUCGCACAUAACCUACGAGCUUCUGCUGGAAGCCGGAAAGCAUACAUGGGUAAAGCCUCGUUUGGACUGUGUCAAAGCCAAAGGGAAAGGAACCCUUCGUACGUACUGGCUCCAAAUCAGUGGCUCUCGCAAAGCUAGCAGCAACUCGGACGAAAAUGGAUCUGCUGGGCUCCUCCUUCCUGCAGACAGCUCGGAUACCCUCUCCGACAAUCCCUCUCCAAUUCCAGCUUCCGUCUCCACCGGGGCCAACGUUGUCGAUGCGAAUGCUGCCAAGAAACAAGCCCGUUUGGUCAACUGGAUGGUUGAAUUGUUCAAGGAACACAUCCAGAAGAUGUUGGCCCAACGGAGUAAACCAUCUAACAGAGCUCAGAGAGCACCGAGGGCGCAUUACACGCCCAGAAUGGACCAAACCAGCCUGGACGAAGUUGCUGAAGUCAUCUAUCUGCCUCGCUUCAACGCCAAGACUCUUGCGGACGUCAAAGAUCCAAAGUUUGUUCCCGUGUCCCCUAUAGUGAUUCGACAGCUUCACAAAUUCAUCACUACCAUUGCCAAUCACUACCUCGAUAAUCCUUUCCAUAAUUUCGAACAUGCUUGUCACGUCACCAUGGCCACUAAUAAGUUUUUGAAGAGGAUUGUCACGCCAGAUCUUGGAAAGGGAGAAGAGAAGGAGAUGGCAGCCAAAAUGCAUGACUAUACGCACGGCAUCAACUCGGAUCCGUUGACCCUGCUAGCAAUUGUCUUUAGUGCGCUUAUCCAUGAUGUGGACCACCGUGGUGUCUCCAAUGGCCAGUUGGUGAAGGAAAACCAGGAAAUGUUUGAACGAUAUGGGAACAAGAGUGUGGCAGAGCAGAACUCAUUAGAUCUUGCCUGGGACCUCCUGAUGGGUGAGCAGUUUGAGGAGCUGCGUGACUGCCUCUUUACCAACAACAAGGAGCUGUAUCGAUUCCGGCAGGUGAUCGUCAACGUUGUGCUGGCCACAGAUAUCUUCGACCCUGAAUUGAAUGGCCUGAGAAAGAAGCGCUGGGAGAGGGCAUUCUCCACAGAAAUCUCUGACGACGAGAAUCGUGAUCUUCGUGCAACAAUUGUCAUCGAGCACAUCAUCCAAGCUUCUGAUGUUUCGCACACAAUGCAGCACUGGCACAUUUACCGCAAGUGGAAUCAGCGGCUCUUCUUGGAACUGUACAGAGCGUAUUGUGAAGGCCGCAUGGCAAAGGAUCCCAGUGAAUUCUGGUACAAGGGAGAAAUUGGCUUCUUUGACAACUAUAUCAUCCCACUGGCCAAGAAGCUGAAGGAUUGCCAAGUGUUUGGUGUCUCCAGCGAUGAAUGUCUGAACUACGCCAUUCAAAACAGGGACGAGUGGAAAGAAAAGGGGCAGGAAAUCGUGGCAGAAAUGAUGCAGGAUGUCACUGAGAUGGAAAUGCGUCCUCUGUAG
This is a messenger RNA of Seminavis robusta, 3564 nucleotides long. The record is from the annotation of a GenBank genome assembly. NCBI's taxonomy places the organism in Eukaryota, Bacillariophyta, Bacillariophyceae, Naviculales, Naviculaceae.